Molecule: messenger RNA, 8003 nt
Organism: Bombus pascuorum
Lineage: Eukaryota; Metazoa; Arthropoda; Insecta; Hymenoptera; Apidae
Product: zinc finger protein 717-like
Exons: 2
Coding region: 718-1776 (352 amino acids)
Biological process (GO): regulation of transcription by RNA polymerase II
Molecular function (GO): DNA-binding transcription factor activity; RNA polymerase II cis-regulatory region sequence-specific DNA binding
Source: RefSeq, a predicted model, not a curated record
UGUUCAGUCUGUUGUUAGUUAGAUUUGAAAUUCUUGAACGAAGUAUUUUAUUUCUCAGCGAGAUGGAUAUACAUUUUCGAUUUAAUAGAAACGAGAUAAAAGAUUGGUAUAUCUGUGUAAACAUUUUACGUUCUUAUGAUAUUUUUUUGGCUAAAUACCCACUGAGUUAACGCGCAAUGGGUGAACCGUUGAAAGGGAUUAAAGUUCUUUAUAUAGAGAAAGUUUGUCCAUGAAAUAUGCAUAAAAUCAAACAGGUGAAUAAAGCUUUGCGAAAGAUCGAUCCAAUCAGCGGUUUUGGAAGUGCGAUGUUGGUUGUGGUAGAGCGUAAUAUUGGCGGUUUAAGAAGGGCAGCCAAUUAGAAAAGUUGACGAAUAUCGUCGGUCGGUACUUAGGUGCGUGUGUUUGUACGAGUGUAUAUAGGUGACGGUCGUGAAAUAUAGUAGCAGCCAUCUUAUAUUUUGUGUCGGAGAAAAACAAUUUGGCCGUAGAAAUGUUUCGCGAUUGUCCGUGAAGCCGCUCGAGAACGGGAGGCGUGCUCUCGAUGAGGCGUGACGUUUUUCGACCCUAGCCCGGACCACUACAAUAGCAAAGGUGGAUUGGUACGCAGGAUAUGAGCAGCUUGUCAAGCGCAACCUGACUCUGCUCCCCCAUCAAGAAGCAGUGCAGCAGCAGGAGCCACAAUCGCAACAGCUGGCUCAGCAGCAACAGACUGAUAUAAUGACAUCCAUGUUCGAACAACAAAUUAAAAGCGAACCCAUGGGGUUUUAUUCUGUUGCUUCGAGCCGUUCAGAUGGUUCAAAUUCUAUGGUGAAUUUGUCGGAUGAUCGUGAAGACCUUUCUCAGCAAGAAGGUCACCUACAACCCCAGCAACAGACUACGUUACAAAUAAGUCAGCAACAGGGUCAACAACAAACUCAACAACAGAAUCAACAGCAAACGCAACAACAGGGUCAACAACAGCAGAGUCAGACUGUGCAACAAGAAGUUCCAAACCGUCAAUCUACUGGACAACAAACUGUGAAAGAGGGUUCACGGUCGAAGCCACAGCCCUGUAAGGUAUGCGGCAAGGUGCUAUCCUCUGCUUCGUCGUACUAUGUACAUAUGAAGCUUCAUUCAGGCAACAAACCAUAUCAUUGUACGGUAUGCGAAGCAAGUUUCUGUCGGAAACCAUACUUGGAAGUGCACAUGAGGACGCACACAGGAGAAAGACCUUUCCAAUGUGAGCUGUGCUUGAAAAGGUUUACUCAAAAGAGCAGUCUUAAUACUCAUAAACGUGUGCAUACAGGAGAAAGGCCGUAUGCCUGCGACAUUUGUCAGAAACGUUUUGCAGUGAAAAGCUACGUGACGGCACACCGUUGGAGUCACGUUGCUGAAAAGCCGUUGGUGUGCGACAGAUGUUCUCUCACAUUCACGUCCAAGAGUCAAUUCGCAAUACACAUCCGUACCCAUACUGCAAGUACCACGUACGAGUGUAACAUAUGCGGACGUACCUUUGUACGCGAUAGUUAUCUCAUACGACACCAAAAUCGAGUACAUCGUGAUAUGAAUCAAAGCAGUACGAAUCACAAUCCAUCUACGCCCCAGAGUACCGGUGCUGGCACUCCAGGUACAGGUUUCGAAAGUCCGGUUUGCGAUUUACGCUACAGCGAAGGACCUUCCUCGUUGGACGGCUUAGCAGGUUCGAAAGGAGGGAUCGCGGCUGAGAUCGCGAGUUUAGCCAAGCAAAACAAUCUUCAACUUCCUCUACCGUUGCUACAUCCGCAGACUACCAACUAGUGUUUAGACGACAACGUGUCCGAGUCCCUACCGCAACAUCAACAGUCACCGCAGCAAGUAGUAUGUCCCACCUCGGCGUCCUCGCCGUUCACACUUAAUUCACCAGUGUCUCACGAGCACACCACACCGCAGAGUGUCUACCAAACGACAGGCUCUUCCAGUUCGCUGGAUAGCCUCAACUCCCAACUUUAUCCGCAAAUAUCGUCAUCCCCCAUAGAUUCAUCGGAGUCGCAUCAUCAAUCGCAGCAACUGCAUCGCGGCAUUCCUCCGCCAGGGCUUCACCCUGCUCUGUAUCUCUACGCUCAGUACUCGAAUACUACAAGCAGCUCUCCCACCCCGUACCCCGAAUAUAUUCAACGCAACAAUGAGUAAGUCAGUUUAUGCCAGCAAUCACGAUUUUUACCACGAACGGAGUGACGAUUCGCCCGAAACGCGAACUCUUUGAUCGCGUCUCGUUUAAUGGUGCUGGUUGAACAAAGUGCCUAAAGAGCAUCCACUUUCUGGAUCACGACGGAUGCUUAAUCACAAUCGUCGAUUAAUCGUUGAUAUUAAACAAUUUUUACGCACCGACUAAUUUUUAUUUCGAUCUUUUAACAAAUGGAGUGGAUCAAUUGUGAAUUGAUUACCGUUUUGCACGUGUCUAUCUCACUUACAUACUUCUCGGUCCAUUUAAUGGAUUAUCUAAAUACAGACGCUGAUAAGCGUAUUUUAACGAGAAUGAAAUAGCACCGUUCAAAGAGACGUGCACCACACACCACACGAUCGACGAAUCGAUUCGUUUCCACGAUCGUUCGAUUUUCCUUGUUUUUACCAAUCUGUCGUGGUAUAUCGAUGUUAGCAUAAACUAACGCGCGCGCGCGUACGUUUCUACGCGAGUUUUCCAAGUUUCCGCACUUCUUGAUUUACCUGUUUUCCAAUCACAUCUGCGAGUACAUAUACAUAUAUAUAUAUCUAUGUGUGUAUAUAUAUUAUGCGCGAACCAUUACACAUACACAUAUUUAUAUUAUAUUUUUAAAGGAGUUUAGUCACUUGGAUCUGUGAUAUAGAUAGUAAUUAUUAACUACAAUGUUUAAACUAUUGGUUUACUAUUUUGAUGAUAUCAAAAUGAGGAAAUAUAAAAAAAAAAGAAAGCAAUGUCACGGAGCGAUGUAGCUAUCAGAAUUUAAAGGACAUUGGUCUCUACCGAAGGUGUUUGGUAGACACCCUACCUAUUACUUUUACAAACAAACAAAUAUAAAAAAACAGGAACAUUACCGUUACUAAUACUACUACUACUACUAUUACUACUACUACUACUACUACUAUUACUAUUACUAUUACUAUUACCACUACUACUACUACUACUACUAUUACUACUGCUACUACUAUUACCACUACCACGACUACUACUACUGCUACUACCACCAUCACUACUAUUACUACCACUACUACACUAUUAGUACUACUACUCCUACUAAUACUAUCGUCCUCCCUCCACUACCAUUUUACCACUGACAUUUCCCCAGCUAUAUAUUAGUCUCGCUAUUAUUACUACUACUGCUACCAUUAACGCUACCACCACCACCACCGCCACUACCACCACCACUAUUAUUAUUAUUAUUAUUAGAAACACGCAAACGUUAGUUCAUUUUAGCAACAUGCAUACCGCGUGUGUCUAUAGGACAUAUAAUCCCAGUCGUCAUGGUUUUUCUUUAGCCUUAAACCGUGGUUAUUUUAUUAUUUUAUUCUUCUUUCUUGUCCUUCUUCUUACUCGUCCUUCUACUCUGCUUCUUCUUCUUCGUCUUCUUUUUCCUCCUCCUCCUCCUGCUCCUCUUCCUUCUCUCCUUCCUCUUACUCGUCGUCUUCUUCUUUUCUGUCCUUCUCUGUGACAUUUCGUUUUAGUCGUAUCCCUUCGAACUAAUUUUUCCACGUGCCCAAUCUUUAUGCGUGUCUAAACGAAUUAGAAACGUGUCCGAAGGUGUCGGUACUCUUUUUAUCACGUAGGACUAUUGUACAGCUUAUGAAUCAGUUCCAUAGGUGUACUUACUUUUCACAUAUCGAAGUGUAUUGUACACACAAGGUACAUAUUGUACAUACGUAUACAUAUACAUAUAGAUGUAUUAUAAAACGAUGAGCGGAUGUGCAGAUCGUACUAAGUACUAGGAAUGUAAUAGCAGGGCUGUUGAUUUUUCUUUUUGAUUAAUGUUAGGUAUUAGUUUUUAGAGAUUACGAUUAUUAUUACUAUUAUUACUACUACCGCUAUUAUCAUUGAAUAUUAUUAACGUUCUGAUUAUUACGAUUAUUAUCGAUCUUUUCAACGUUAACGCCACAAAGUUUAGAUACAGAAAACGGGGGAACCAUGACAGUCGCGAGUCAAAAGAAAAGAAAGGAAAGAAAACGGAUAAAAAACGCGAGAAGGAAUUUUCGUUUCAUUUGAAAAAUUUCGCGCACGGUCCAGUACGCUGUGUAUGUUUGUUUUAACGAUAUACGAAAAUAGAUAAUGGCGUGUGCGCGCACGCGUGCACGCGCCAAGCGAUUUCGAAUCGACAGCGCCAAAAAAGAAAGAAAUAGCAUACACGCGAGUUUUCCAAGUCGAUCAAAGCGAAUCAAAGAGUAAAAAUUGGUAGAGCGGGAAAGAAAGGGAAAGAAAAUCGCGAAGUAAAAAAGAAACGAACAUAAUUGUAAAGCAGGAACGGGACAAAACAUAGAUAUGAUUUAAAAAGUGACAAAAAGGAAACAAAGAGAGAAAGAGAGAGAGAGAGAGAGAGAGAGAGAGAGAGAGAGAGAGAGAAAAGUAUAUUCGCGUUAGCGUGCCUCGAACUCCUUUGUAUAUCGUAGGGUCUGUCUCGGCGAUCCUUUCUGUCUUCACGCUGAAAACAAGAGGAAGAACAAUUCUCUGCGCGCGUAUGCCUGAGGCUUUUGAUUUAAAACGAGACUCGAAGUCACCGGGCAAGACUGAUUUUUAACUCGCAAACGCUUGCGAAAGAACACAAACACAAAAAAAGAAAAAAAAAAAAAGAAAAAGAAACGAAAGCAAAGAAAAGGGAAAAAGAGAGGAAAAGGAACGGUCUUUUUUUUUCGCCUUGCGUUUUUUUCUUUCCGUUGGUUUUUAGGUACACGCGAAUGUCGCACGUAAUAUUUGUAUACGUAUAUAUUUGUAUUCAUGCGAGAAAGGCGAUAGGACAAAGUUCUGUUCGACAUUCUUAGGUGCAAUGAGAACGAGAGAGAGAGAGAAAAAGCGAUGAUCUUCAUGUUGGCUAGUCAUUGUACAGCUCUAUGAGAUACUAAUCGUACUACUAAAGCUGUGAUUAAUAAAGCCUCCGUGCAUAUGUUCGCGCAGCUCCUAAUUAGUAUAGUGAUAACGUAUUUUGUAGCUUGUUACGAUUGUAAGGUACACAGUAGAUAAGCUCGUAGAUAUACCUAGUAAAAAAAACAAGAAGUUGCAGUUCCGAAUUGAUCGGUCGAUUUUUCAUUCCGAUCUCUAUUUUUCUUUCUCUUCUUCUUUUCUUAUUUCCACUUCUAUCCCUUCUAUACUUCUCAUUUAUUUCUCCAUCUCUUCUAUUCUUUUUUUCUUCCUUCCACUUUUCUUCCCCUUCGUUCCUUAUUCCUACAUACGCUUUCUCCUCCCAGUGGUCUCCUUCUUACCUCUUUUUCUAUUAAACGUGCCUUUCCGGUGCUGGACAAGCUGACGUAUCAUCACGUGAGAACAAAAGGAAAGGUUCGAAGGAAAUGAUAGAAUAUAACGAGCGUCGCUCGUUUCAAGUAUCCUGCGAGUUGUUAUGUUAUUUGAGAUAGCAUCGGGAGUUUGUCCUUUUUUUUUCCCUAUCCGUUUUUUUUCUCGGAUUUUAUCUCAGAUUUUUAUUCGUCUCGUCCGUAUUGUAUCGCUGCAUCGUUCAUUUUCGCGAAGCGUACCGUGUGAAGGAUCUUGUGAGAAUAGAUUUUACGUGUGUCGUUUAUAGUUGUUUUCACGUAGCAUUUUGGUUUUUAUAGAAAGAUGUAAUUAUUCUUAGGAAGUUUCGUUUGUUGUUUAGGUUUAAUUGCGUGAAAUUUGUGUAGGGUGAUGAAUCGGAGAUUAACGUUUAGUAGCAGUAUUACGUGUAAUAAUAAUAAUAAUAAAAAAUCAUAUAACAUAAAAAAAUAUCAGUAAUCUCGCAAGAUUUCACGAAAAUAUUCGCCCAUUGACGAACCGUACUACAGGAAUGAUGUCGAGCAAUUUUUAUUCUCACACGUUUCGUUCAAAUCUUUUGUAUGAAUGGACGUGCUGAUGGAAAAUUUGUAUGGUUGAAUUCCUUUUGUUGUUUUCAUCAUCGACGCACCCUUAAAUUUAUUUCUUGUUUGUACUCUUAUAGCGUAAGAGUUCGUUUAAAGGAAGCGAUGGUUGAAAAUUUAAAUCAGAGAAUCUACUGCUUCAUUUUGGCAUCAUGUAUUUCUACAUUGUCGUCAAACGUUAAAUCUUAACAAUGAGCUUAUUUUCGUAAAUGGUUAAAGGCGAUGCAGAAAAUUGACGUUUUCGAUUUUAGAAAACGACGAACGAACAACAGUCGCUCGAUCGACAAUGUCGAUUUAUUUCUCAACGAACCUUCUUUUUUUUUUAUAUAUGUAUCGAUGAAAAACGACGAGAACUGUUUCACACAAUGCGCUCUAGUAACACGGUUGGUAGGUACGUCAGGAAUGUUGUCCAGCAUCGAAACGUGCAAACCUCGUAUCUUCCGGAUCAUUUAACGAUCUCAGUAAUUUCGACCGCCAUUCCGCGGACGUAAGUUAGUACGUAACACGAGAAUUCUUAUUUUCGUUCGUGACGUGUAUAUCAAAGAUCCGUGUAUUUUUCAUAAGAAGAAGGGAGGAAGAUAGGUCCUUUCUUUGAAAGAGCACGCGUCGGACCAAUAUGUAAGAAAAUUUAAAAAAGUAAACCAAAAAAGUGGGAAAGAAAGCAAAGUAACAAGAAGAAGAUCGAUGGAAAAGUGCGUAACAAAGAAAAGAAAAAAGGGUAAAGGAAAGGACAGUGGAUGAAUGGCAGAGAGACAAAGGAACGCGUAUUUGGACGAUGUGGGCGAUGGAUGAAUUAAUUAAAAAACAUCUCGCGCCUGGUGUCGUCGUACAUCACAUAGAAAUACGCUGCAUCUCUUUUCUUUUUUGUUACCUUCUUUCUUCUAUUUUGUUAGUUUUUCUUUCUUGCUACUUUUCUUCGUUUUAUUCGUUAGGACGCGAGAAACACGCGAUCGGAAUGUUAAUUUCGCGUUUAGCUGAGAGUAGAAAGGAAGAGAAAGGUCGAAGGUGACUGGUCUCGCGGAUGUGUUCCUCGCAAAAAUUGUCCUGGUCGAGCUUUUGUAUAUACACAUGUAUGUAUACACGUUGUACGUAGUUGACCUGUAAAGGAAUCAAAAUGGAGAGGGGGGGAUUAAAGAAGAGAGACAAAUAGGCAGAUAUCGUAUAGUAUAUCGUAGAAGUGCCACCCACCUUCUAGAGAAGUCGCGUAGUUAAGCGAUUACACGUAGCAGCUAUUUUUCAAUCGAAUCUCUUGAGGUCGUCGUCGGUUUAGAAUUUUCUUUGUUAUACACGGAACCAGCAUUCUUCAAAAAUCCUUCUCGUAUAAUACGCGAACCUGUCUUCUUUCGUUUAACGAGGGUCUUCUCUCUUAGCAUCGAUCUCUCUCUCUCCUCCCUUUUUCGUUAUUUCUGUCUUUCUCGUUCGUUGAAACGAAUUUUUAACGUUUAAAGUAUUAUUCUUGUAUCCACGACCUGUGUAUAUAGUCUUAAACUUCUCAUCGUCCUUCUUCUUCUUCUUCUUAUAUUGUUCUACCGCGAGUGAACGCGAGAGGCAGAAUGUCCGAGCUGUUAAAAAAUUUCGUCGUUUUGAAACACGCUUCUUCGGUGUCACGAAGCUCGAAUCGUUGUCGCUCGCGUUUUUCCUUUUGUCGUUUUUCUUUAUUUUUAUUUCUUUUUUUUUUGUGUUCCUGCAUCUUCCCUUCUCUUUUUUAUAUGUGUAGAGAGAAAAAGAUUCGUCGAUUGAAAAGUUAGAGAGAGAGAAAGAGAGAGAGAGAGAGAGAGAGUAGCGACGUAGAUGUAUCGAUUUAUUCUUCUUAUUUUGUACGAAAACGCGGAACAAUUUUGUGCUGCGAUUCCUCGCGUCAACUUUUCUUCGCGGUGAUACGCGUUGGAGAACGCAUCGACGAAACACGAUCACAGCCAUUUGUAUACGAGAAUUGUUCGAAACAAGUUAUUAUUUGUUGCUCUAAAGGGGAAUCGAAA